GGAGCCAACAUGAAGAUUGAUGGGAAGACUGUGUGUGUUUUUGUGCUGCUCACCACCACCAAGGCUGCAAGAACAGCAGGGAUCAAAACAGUGUCAGUGACAAUAGGUAACAACUCUGUGCUUACCUGUCCUCCUAAUUCAAAUGUAAUUAUGGUAACAUGGAAAAUAAUCCCCAAGGUUGGAGGCGCCUGUGCCUUGGGAUACAGGGCUGAUCAGAACAGGACAGGCAGAACAAGCUGCAGUGACAGCAUGAACUGGAAAUUCAGACCAGAUUACAAUCCUGCCCUCGAGAUACAGCAAGUGGACAUAACCCAUGAGGGAAAAUACAUCUGUGAAGUUGUAACAACAGAUGGGAAUUUUGACAAGAAGUACCACCUGACCGUGCUGGUCCCCCCGAGGCUGACCCUGUCCUGUGAUGUUGAAGGGAACUCAGUGUGUGAGGCAGCGGCAGGGAAGCCGGCUGCUCAGAUCUCCUGGGUCCCGGAGAGCAACUCCUGCCCUGAGAGAAAAAACCAUGACAAUGGGACAGUGACUGUUCUCAGCAGGUUCACAGCAGAGAGCACCAACUUGACUAAUACAACCUGCAUUAUGUCCCACCUAGCUGGGAACCAGAGCAAGUCCAUAACCUGUCAUCCCUCAGACAAGAACAGCAAUAACCUGCACAUCUACAUCCCUCUCAUUUUCCUGAGCAUUAUCACCCUCCUGGCUGUUGUUUACUAUUUUAAGCUCCACAGAGAUAGAUUGUGCCACAAAACUAAACCUCCUGAAACAGACCCUGUUCAUUUCCCAGAGGAUGACGCAAUGGAAGUGGAACCUUAUACUACGUAUGUGCAGAAGGAAAACACGAUUUACUGCUCAGUGUCUGAUCUGACAUUGGGGCAGAAUAUUCCACAUGGACUGUCACCAGCAAGGUGA
Messenger RNA from Indicator indicator, 915 nucleotides. RefSeq names its product CD200 receptor 1 (gene CD200R1). The transcript has 6 exons. Gene Ontology annotation, cellular component: external side of plasma membrane. The record is from RefSeq and is a predicted model, not a curated record. Gene Ontology annotation, biological process: regulation of neuroinflammatory response. Gene Ontology annotation, molecular function: signaling receptor activity. The coding region runs from base 10 to 915 and encodes 301 amino acids. NCBI's taxonomy places the organism in Eukaryota, Metazoa, Chordata, Aves, Piciformes, Indicatoridae.